Molecule: messenger RNA, 723 nt
Organism: Solanum stenotomum
Lineage: Eukaryota; Viridiplantae; Streptophyta; Magnoliopsida; Solanales; Solanaceae
Exons: 3
Coding region: 1-723 (240 amino acids)
Source: RefSeq, a predicted model, not a curated record
AUGGAACUUCCCGAAAAUGGCUUAGAAUUCUGUAAAGCCAAAUUUAUCAAUGGUUUACCUUCUUUAUUUGCAGAAAUAGUGAAAAAGACUCUUAGAGAUCCGCAAGGAAUUAUUCCCUAUAGUAAUUUAACCUAUGGAAGGCUUAUUGGGGCUUGUAUGCAAGAAGGCAUAAAUUUGUGCAAUGAGUUAAAACUCUCAAGAAAGCUAAAUAUGGAUAAGCUUAGAGAAAAGUCUCAAUUGGGAGAUUUUUGUACUCAGUUCGGUUUACCAGAUGCUUCUAAAGAUACCAACCGAGAAACUUCUAAAUCAGAAUCUCAUAUAUCUCAUCAUAAGAAAAGAAGAUCUUGGAGAAAUACUAGAAAAGAAAGAGAUGAGCGUAGGGCUAAUCCAAGUUAUGCAACAGAGGAUGAGCAACCUGAGUCUUCUAAGGUUUAUCAAGAUUCGAAUGAUGCUUGCAAAUGUCAUGGUGAUAUUUGUCACUGCGAACAUGAUGAAUUCUACAAGAUGCAAUCUCAGUUCGAAGACAUGAAUAUGUUCACUAUCACUGCAGACAAUGAAAAGAUUAAACACAUUUCUGAAAAACUGGCCAUUGAUAUUUGUGUUAAUCAUCCUACUGCUUUUUGGAAUCGGAAAAAGCAUAUUGUAACUCUUCCAUAUGAAGAUAAUUUCUCUAAGGAAAAUAUCCAUACCAAAUCACUUCCUUGUCAGAUGAAUACCGAAUAG